AACUAGUGGAAACCCUGAUCAACUGAAUGGAUCACAUGAUUUUUCUGUGUGAAAUCAAACGUUACUGACAAGAAACGAUUGUAUAUACAUAAAUAGCUAUUUAGAAAUAGGGGGACUUUGAAAUAAUUGUAUUUUCCUUCCACGAGGAAGCUGCUUUUGGGGGAGUGGAUUGCUGUUGUUGCUCUGCCUGGCAGCCUCACCUUUCUUCCCCCAUUCGCGAGAACAGUGCAUAACUGUGUACAUCAUCUUACCGUAAUGACAAAUGAAUCUCUUGAAAAUGAUGGAGGGACCGGUUCGAGAAAUUCAAGAAAUAUAAAUUUCACAUCAUCUGUGGAUCUCAGCACGUCCUUGGAAUCGAGUGUUCAGACUCGAAUAUUUAAAAUAAUUGUAAUCGGAGAUUCAAAUGUAGGGAAGACCUGCUUAACCUUCCGCUUCACCGGUGGGAGCUUUCCAGAGAAGACCGAGGCGACAAUCGGUGUGGAUUUCAGGGAGAAAGCAGUGGAAAUAGAGGGCGAAAUAAUAAAGGUGCAGGUGUGGGACACUGCAGGGCAGGAACGCUUUAGGAAGAGCAUGGUAGAACACUACUACCGCAAUGUGCACGCUGUCGUUUUCGUUUACGAUGUCACUAAGAUGAACUCAUUCCAGAACCUGAAGACGUGGAUCCAGGAGUGCAACGGGCACCGUGUCUCACCCACUGUGCCUCGGGUACUGGUAGGCAACAAGUGUGACCUGGUUAGUCAGAUACAAGUGCCCUCCAACACUGCCCUCAAGUUUGCAGACGCCCACAACAUGCUGCUGUUUGAGACAUCGGCCAAGGACCCAAAGGAGAGCCAAAACGUGGACUCCAUUUUCAUGUGCCUGGCAUGUCGGCUGAAAGCCCAGAAGUCCCUGCUGUACAGGGAUGUGGAGAGAGAGGACGGAAGGGUUAGGCUUUCACAAGAGACAAAUAUUAAUAAGAGCAUCUGCCCUUGCUGAGGGAAAUACUGUGACUCUCCUCCACUCUGCAAUGAUUCCUCCUCUCCUUUUAGUACUGCUGUGGCUUGAAUUGAAGAAUUUAACAUAAACAACAUAAGAAGAAGAUACUGUUCUAAUGUUAACAUUUCUUGGAGGAAUGUGCGUGCAGUUAUUUCAAUUUUUUUAUUGAACGGUCUAAUACGGUAUUGUUGUCUGUCUGUAUACACCUCUUUUUGACCCUCUUUUGCUUUACUCUCUUUCUUUGAUAUAUUAUCAUUAUCACAUUCUGUGUUUCCUCCUAAAAAUGGCCUUAAGGCAAGAGAUGUUAUCCAACGGUGUGUUUGUAAAAUAUGUUUAUUAAUUUUGUAUUUGAGUUGUACAUGUCUGUACAUUUUUGCUGUCAGUAUUAUUGUUUCAUGCAAUAUACAUGUGUGUAACAUGAUUGUCACAUUCUCACAAAGGGACUUUCAUGAAGACUAUUCCAUGUCAGACUAUUUGGGUAUACCAGUCAAAAGUUGACACAUCUACUCAUUCCAGGGUU
Messenger RNA from Salvelinus sp. IW2-2015, 1495 nucleotides. RefSeq names its product ras-related protein Rab-33A-like. The record is from RefSeq and is a predicted model, not a curated record. Lineage: Eukaryota; Metazoa; Chordata; Actinopteri; Salmoniformes; Salmonidae. Gene Ontology annotation, biological process: Rab protein signal transduction. Gene Ontology annotation, molecular function: GTPase activity; GTP binding.